CACAGUUUGAAGUAAAAGAAAUGGAGGCCAAAUCAAAAAGAGCCGAACAAACAUAUGAUGAACUUUUAUCGGAAAAUGCAUCAUUAAAAACAGUAAUUGAAUGCCUCAAUGAACAAAAGGAAACUGUGCAAAGUUAUUAUAGGAAUGAAUCAAAAAAGAAGGAAGAAUUAAAAGCACAGUACUCAAAGCUGCAAGAACAGUAUAAAGAAAAGAGUCUUGCAGCAUCUGAAUGUGGUUACCUGAAACGAAAGUUCAAAUUAAAGGAAGUAGACGAUCAACUUGACAGCUGUUCGCCAAUGAGAAGAAACAACGAAAAUCAAGUUAGAAAAAUCGACUAUUUCGAAGAAUGUCAAAAAUUAAAAAAGAUUGAACAUCAUCUGCAAGAACAGCUACACAAAGCUAAGGAAGAACACAAAACGUUGCUGAAUAUAAUUAAUGAACAGAGCAACAAGAUUAAAACUUUGGAGAAAGAGAAAACAGAAUAUGAAAACGAAUUGGAAUAUCUCCAGAAGCUAAAUCUAAAAUCUAAGGAAAUGAGCAUUGGACUCUUUGAAAAUGAUGUUGGUGAAUCUUGGCUUGAUCCUCGUUGCAAUAGUAAGCUUCAUGUUGAACUACGAUGUAAAUAUUCAUCCUGUAAUACCUCUGAUCGUGCGCAAUUGAUGUUAACUGACAGAGUUUUAAACAAAAUAGCACAUGAAUUGGGUUCAGAUUGGAAAAAACUGCUUCUUCAUUUAGACAUGAAACAUAAUCAAAUGCAGUUAAUAGAAGGAAAUUAUAAUAAAGAUAUUCACCGACAAGCUUUUGAAGGGCUGAUAUCAUGGAGAGAUUCUAAGACGUCAAAAGAAUCAGCCCUUAAAAGGGUAGAUCGACUGAAACAGGCAUCGUUUUCAAUUGACAGACAAGAUAUUGUUGAUUUAAUCGAAUCAGUAUUGAAAGAACUAUUAACAGACAAGAAAUUAAAGGAAAUAGCGUAUUGGUUGUCGAAAGAUUGGCGAACAGCUUUUCUUGAUUUGGGAAUGAAGUACACCGAUGUUGUAAUGAUAGAACGAGACUAUUGUAGUGACCUUUUAACGCAAGCCUUUGAAGCGCUUAUACUGUGGAGAAAUGUUCACAGCAAAAAACUAUCACAUCAUGAAAUGCUUAUUCAAUUAAAAAAUGUUGCACAUAAUAUCCAAACACGUGCUGUUAUUGAGUUGAUUGACAAGAUAGAAACUGGAUGUACAAUUUCUAAAAAGCAGAGUAAGAGAUGAAUACAUUUUUUUUAAAUAUUUGAUGGUAGAGAACAUAACAGAACAUAAUGUUUUGUGAGGAUAUGGAAUUCAACACUAUUACAACUGACAGUAUUCUUUUUUCAAAACGACAAUCGAUGAUAGCCCAAAGUAGCUCCAUGUUGGCAUGAUAUGGUUAAAAAACUUCUAUAAAGUCUUGGGUUUUGGGUGUUUUUUUUUUUUAUAAUUGAACAUUUAAUGGCCUAUUGUUUAACAUGUAUAAUAAAUAACCGUCUUCAAUAUGAUGUGUCAAAAGAAAUGGUUAA
This is a messenger RNA of Mytilus californianus (California mussel), 1534 nucleotides long. RefSeq lists its product as uncharacterized. Gene Ontology annotation, biological process: signal transduction. Gene Ontology annotation, molecular function: protein binding. The transcript has 12 exons. NCBI's taxonomy places the organism in Eukaryota, Metazoa, Mollusca, Bivalvia, Mytilida, Mytilidae. The record is from RefSeq and is a predicted model, not a curated record. Bases 21 to 1250 code for a protein of 409 amino acids.